AUGGCGGAGUGCGCUCCAGUGCCUCUUUGGCGCGCUUUCGAAAAUUUGGCGCUGGGCAGCAGCAGUAGCACGACAGGCUCGAGGCUGACUGCGCAAAAGGCCCAGGCAGCAGCCCGCCGCGAGGGCUCAGCAGCCAAGUCUGGCUUGCUCUUCAGUCUUUUUCGGCGCCAGGCAGCGGUGUGCCAUGCCAACCCCAGCCAGAGCUGCGGCACCAUCGACCCUUGCAAGCCCUACUGCUACUCUCGACACAUUGCAAAAAGGUACGACAUCCCAGCUACGACAGCAUCAGCGCCCUACACGCCACCGCCCAGCCCAGCAUUCCCGCAGCAUACGCAAUCGCAGCCUCGACGACAAUAUUCCCGUCGCAUCUCCAAUCAGCAGCACGUCGCAUCGCUGCGUAUCCUUCACACUCCGUCGCAGGAGGCACCCCUGCUUGGCUUCGUGCUCGUCUCGUCGCGAACGCUAUUUUUCAGCCUCGAAGUAGUAGCACGUAACGACACGACCUGCAACAGGGCCAGCAGUGUCAGCGGCAUGGAUCCUGCGAUGAAGCAUCGUCGAUCGUCGCAAUGCGCACCGUGA
Molecule: messenger RNA, 579 nt
Organism: Moesziomyces antarcticus
Lineage: Eukaryota; Fungi; Basidiomycota; Ustilaginomycetes; Ustilaginales; Ustilaginaceae
Exons: 2
Coding region: 1-579 (192 amino acids)
Source: RefSeq, a predicted model, not a curated record